UUUAGGUUAUGAAGAUUUUUAUGGGAGAACUAUUGGGAGAGUUGUCUUGCUCCAGUUGUCAGAGUGAUAAUGAGUUUCUCGAAUCGAAGAUGUAAUAAUGUUUAGCGUAGGUAUGUCUAUGUUAUAGAAAUCGGGCUGUGAAGUACCAAGUUAGAUUUAUUUUCACUGGAGUGUGGCACGAAUGUUUUUUGAGUUAUAAAACGUAUGCAAAAGACUGACAAUACGUAUAAUAUUGAUAAAUGCAAUCAGCAAAUUUUCUUAUUUCGCUUGUUGUAGAGAGAGAGCUCUAAACAAAUUGUUAAAAAUUAGGAGCAUAUUGUUUCAGAUUUAUUUACAAUUUCUACAGCGGUAGUGGCGAUGUUGUAUUAACCUGGUGAUUGUAAAUACGUAUUUAUUUUUCAGUUUGAUUGAUAAAAUCGAGAUAAUAAAUUUUAUCACAUUAUUUUCCCCAAAAUACAAAAUAUUUUUCAAGAAAUUAUUUUAUCAAUUAUUCCUGCCAAGUGAUUUUCACCAGUCGUGCGCAGUCGAGUGACUGCGUUGGGUGAGCCGUUAUCGAACUGUCAUGCACUGGUGUCAAAAUUAAAAAGAAAAAUACGUCGAACUUGUGUCAAUGACAUCAAGUGUCAGAAGUGAUAUUUGUUUAUCGAUAAAUUCGUUCGUUGAGUGGAUGAUUCCAUUGGGAUAUUAAUUCGAAUAACCUAAUGAAGAUGAUGAAUAAUCAGCUGGAUAAUGAUGAAGGGCAGAUGGUGAACUUCGAUGCAGCAACUCUGAGGAUUGCCAAGGAGAACGAUGAUUCUGACGUCAAAGACGCGUAUGAUCGUGCGCCAUCGUCGAGAGAUGUACCAAGAUCAUCAGCUCCAAAUGUCGCCAGCAUUCCAUUUCGUCAUGUGGACGUUCAUUCAUUUUUCUCGGACAGAAAUGAAGUUGUUGAGAGGGCGAUCAAGGAGUGUCAGGAGACACUCCUCACGGAUCAGACUGAUGAGAUCGUUGGCACCUGGUUGUUGACAGAAAUAAGUCUCUGGGAUACUGAGAAAGAGAGGAUCGUCAUCCUAACAAAAAACUCGAUCCUAACAGUUAAAUACGACUUCAUAUCAUUAAAAGUCAUCGCGUUCCAUAGAAUUCCUCUAGGAGACGUCGAUACAGUGGCCUGUGGGGAGCUGGAGUAUCCAGCUGCCUCAGUUGCUCCUCGACUAAACGGAUUUGCCGAUGGAUUGUCAUCGGUUAUCCAGUGCGCGAUACGUCAGCAGUGGUCAUCGAUUGCUGGGAGAACUGACAUUCACUUUGAACCCAGAAAGCGUAAUAUGAAUGGGGUGAGGAUAAUGUGGAACAAAGGGAAGCCCUUGUCGUUCGAGAAGAAGUGGAAUCCCUUUGGCAAACGUAUUCCAUGGAUUACGUUUGCUAAUCAUCCGCUUUAUUGGCAUAAAGGGUCGAACGAAGAAAUAUCAAGAUUCGACGUCGAUGCCCUUCAGUCAGCCCUAACGACAACUCUCUCCGACUCCUGUAGUUUCGUUAGUCAACCGCUCAUAGUGGAAAACUACCUCGGCCUCGGAGCGAUAAUCCACAACAGAAAUUCCCUGGGAUUUUUCAAAGUCCGGGGAAAAGUCAGCUUUUAAUCGAGAAUCGACGACCUAAGAAAUUCACCUCUAAUUGUAUUACCUUCCAACGCAUUCAAUCUGCAUGUUCUACCUGAUAUAUUUCAACUCUACGCUUUAUGAAUAAAUUAAAGAAAAUAACCAAAA
This is a messenger RNA of Diachasmimorpha longicaudata, 1739 nucleotides long. Its product is annotated as tumor protein p63-regulated gene 1-like protein. NCBI's taxonomy places the organism in Eukaryota, Metazoa, Arthropoda, Insecta, Hymenoptera, Braconidae. Gene Ontology annotation, cellular component: cytoplasm. The record is from RefSeq and is a predicted model, not a curated record. Bases 702 to 1613 code for a protein of 303 amino acids. The transcript has 7 exons.